This is a messenger RNA of Racocetra persica, 2663 nucleotides long. NCBI's taxonomy places the organism in Eukaryota, Fungi, Glomeromycota, Glomeromycetes, Diversisporales, Gigasporaceae. The record is from the annotation of a GenBank genome assembly.
AUGCGUCGCGGAUCAUCGUUUUCUUCGAAAAUUCACAUGACGGAUUCUGAGAAAAAAAAGCAACGUGCGUCAGAUUUUAAGGCCAAGAAUGAGGAGCGUUACAGCUGGUUACAAGAAGUCAAGGAUGCUGAUGGAAAUCUAGAAGGAUCACCUGACUAUGAUUCUCGAACAUUAUUCAUACCUCGUUCUGCUUGGAAUAAGUUUACACCUUUUGAAAAACAAUUCUGGGAAAUAAAAUCGAAACACUGGGAUACUGUGGUUUUUUUCAAGAAAGGAAAAUUCUAUGAAUUAUAUGAACGUGAUGCGGAUAUUGGACAUAAGGAAUUUGAUCUUAAGCUUACUGACCGCGUAAACAUGCGCAUGGUUGGCGUGCCUGAAAUGGCUUUUGAAUCUUGGGCUGCACAGUUCAUUGCCAAAGGACACAAAGUAGCGAAAGUAGAUCAGAUGGAGACUGCAAUCGGAAAAGAAAUGCGCGAAAAAGCUAGCAAUGUAAAGGAAGAGAAAAUUAUUCGACGUGAACUGACGUCUGUUCUUACUGCUGGUACGAUUGUCGAAGGUGGAUUAUUGACCAAUGAGAUGGCAACAUAUUGCAUGUCGAUUAAGGAAUCAUGUCCUGCGGAAAAUGCCCCACCUACUUUUGGGAUUUGUUUUGUUGACACCGCAACAGCAGAAUUUCAUCUCGCGUCGUUUGUCGAUGAUGUUGAUAGAACUCAGUUUGAAACGCUGAUUAUGCAAGUAAAACCAAAAGAGAUAGUAUACGAGAAGGGAAUGCUUAGUCAAUUAUCAAAGCGUAUCUUGAAAGAUUGUACCAAUCGUCCAAUAUGGACUGCACUCAAACCUGAAAGUGAAUUCUGGGAUGCUAAUACAACGAGAAGUCAACUUAGGAUGUCUCGAUACUUUUCUAGUAAUCAAAAUGCAUCAAUUGCGCAAAAUGAUGUAGAUAAUGAUGGUGAUAUAACAAUGUUUAAUAAUGAUGAAGGAAACAAAAUUGAAACAUGGCCAAGUGCGGUUCAAGAAGCUUUAAAGGAUCCUCUGAUGCUAUCAGCUUUAGGAGGACUUAUUUGGUAUCUACGUUCGUUGAAACUUGAUGCCGAACUUGUUUCUCUCCGAAAUUUUCAUAUCUAUGAUCCGAUAUGCCAUAAUACCUCACUUGUUCUUGAUGGACAAACAUUAGCAAAUCUUGAAGUUUUUGAGAAUAGCUUAGACGGAAGUACUCGAGGAACUGUAUUCCAAUUAUUAAACCACUGUAUUACUCCCUUUGGAAAGCGCGCUUUCAAACAAUGGUUAUGCCAUCCACUUCGUGACGUUGCUGCUAUUGACGCACGUUUAGAUGCGAUCGAAGAAUUAAACUCCGUUCCUGACUUUCAAGAUAUGUUCACUGAAAAUUUUUCUCAUUUUCCUGACCUUGAACGCUUGAUAAGCAGAAUUCAUGCUGGAACGUGUAAGGUGAAAGAUUUUUUGCACGUAUUAGUUACUUUCGAAAAAUUGACGAAUACAAUUGAGAAGUUGAGUAGUUUUGCGAGUGACUUCAAAUCGACUAGAUUGAGACGGCUAUUCGAAUCUUUUCCCGACUUGAAACCAAUGCUUACCCAUUUCAAAGGAGCCUUCGACCAUGAAAAAGCAUAUAAAGAAGGCAAUCUAUUACCAUUUUCUGGAAUUGAAAGUGAUUAUGACGAAAUUAUUGACAGAAUGGCGGAAAUUAACAAAAAGCUUGACGAUCAUUUAGAAGAUGCAAAGGUGCUAUUAAAAACCAAAUCAAUUGUUUAUAAAGACCUUGGGAAGGAAAUUUUCCAGCUUGAGGUUCCGAAUACAAUCAAGGUACCGGAUAAUUGGCAGAAACUAUCACGCACGCAGAAAGUCAAUCGUUAUUGGAAUCCAACUCUCCAAAAACUUGUUAGGGAUUUUCAAGAAGCAAAAGAAACACAGUCUAGUAUAUUGAAAUCUAUACAAGGCCGUUUUUAUCAAAAAUUUGAUGCACAUUAUCGUAAUUGGCUUCUUGCCGUCAAAAUUGUUGGUGAAGUUGAUUGUUUGCUUAGUUUGGCUAAAAGUUCAAUGACAUUGGGUGAACCUCGUUGUCGUCCCCAAUUUGUGUCACAGGAACAAAGCAUUUUAGAAUUUGAAGAGCUUAGACACCCCUGUUUUAUUUCCGGUGCAACUUUUGAUUUCAUACCUAAUGAUACAUUCCUUGGUGGUGAUCAACCAAACAUGAUAUUGCUUACGGGUCCAAAUAUGGGCGGUAAAUCCACUCUUUUGCGCCAGAAUUGUGUGGCAAUUAUUAUGGCACAGCUUGGUUGCUAUGUUCCUGCGAGACGUUGUCGUAUGACACCAUUUGAUAGGAUAUAUACACGCAUUGGUGCUAAUGAUAAUAUCCUUGCAGGUCAAAGUACUUUUAUGGUAGAGUUAAGCGAAACCUCGAAAAUUAUUCACGAAGCGACACCUAGAUCUAUGGUUAUUCUUGAUGAACUAGGACGCGGCACGUCUACCUUUGAUGGUUACGCUAUUGCUUAUUCGGUUUUAUAUUAUUUGGCGACGCACAUUGGUUGUCUUGGUUUAUUUUCUACACAUUAUGGCAUGCUUACACAAGAAUUUGCCAACAAUCCCAAUAUUGCACUUAAACACAUGAGUUGCCAUGUUGAUCAAGAUCGUAGGGAAGUUACCUUCUU